AGUGUGUAUAUUCCUGUGCAUCUUUUUUGCGCGUGUGUGUGCGUGUGCCUGAUUAUGCCUGGUUUGUUGUCCAGCAGAGGGAGUGUAGGUUAUAUUGCUUGUGUAUGCAUCUGAGUGCUGUGCCAGCUUUUAAUUAGUAGCCUAGUACGUGACUGUGAGUGAUUGUGUCUGCUUGUGCUUGUGCAUAAAUUCACAUUUUACAUCUGUGCAUGUAGAUAUAUAGGUUAGGCAUUGUGUGGGCACGUACUUAAGAUGCCCAGCAUUUCUUUUGCACCACAUCCCCUUCCUAGUACAUGCCCUUGUUUCAGUUGGCCACCUGUUUGACCUCGUGAACACCCUGAGAGACGAAAAGCUCCAGCAGGAUGAGUGAGCGUUCUGGUGCAAGCACUCUAGCAGCCAUGACGCUGGAGGAGCCGGGGGCUGAACAGGCAUCUCCCCGAGCCCCAGGCCCUCUCCGCUGUGGCCCUUGUGCCGUGUGGCCACGCCAGCAGACCUGGCUGUGUGCCGUGCCCCUGGUAAUGGGCUUUGUGGGACUGGGACUCAGUCUCAUGCUGCUGAAAUGGAUUGUGGUGGGAUCUGUCCAAGACUAUGUCCCCACUGAUCUAGUGGAUCCUAAAGGUAGCAUUGGACAGGACCCUAUAUUUCUCUCCAAACCAAGUGCCAUGCCCAAGGGGCCCGACAUUUCCACCGCCACCACUUCUUCAGCUGCCUCUACCACAGCAAUGGUGUCGACUACCACGCCGCUAGCUGCGGAUGGUACCGCCCCAGCAACAAGAACUCGAUCGGGGCCACCAGCAAACCACUCAGCCAAUGGCAGCACUUCCAAUGAAGACGGUGCUCCACACCUUCAUAAUCGUGUUGGCAAUCGCAUAAGCGGCACUGUAGUUACCACCUCCACCGCUCGCACCACCCGACUUCCCCCACCACCCAGCGGUAAGGAGGUCACCCAUCGCAGCACUGUUAAAAAAGGAAGCAGUGCUAGUAAUGGACAUAACGGAGCCGCCAACUCAAAGCCAGGACACACUUCUACAAUCACCACUACAGCAUCCACUUCAACUACUGCUACUGUGAAGACCACCGCCAAGGUGCAAUCGACCACCUCCCAGCCUGCAGCCCCACUCAAACCCACGUCACGCUGGAAUCACGGGCGCCCAGGCAAGGGUCCAGCCACGAGACCACACCACCGCUUCCGAACACUGGCCCCCACACUUCCUAGUCUACGUUCGGAGGUCUUCAAGCCAUGUGUGGAAGACAAGGACCUGGCCUUUUGUCUAAAUGAGGGAGAGUGCUCCAUUAUUGAAACCGUGGCUGGGGUUCACAGACACUGCAGGUGUAAGGAGGGCUACCAUGGGCUGCGCUGUGACCAGUUUGUACCCAAGACAGAUGCUAUCUUGUCAGACCCAACGGAUGAACUUGGGAUCGAGUUCAUGGAGAGUGGCGACACCUACCAGAGGCAGGUGCUGUCCAUCUUCAGCAUUGCUUCAGGGAUCUGUCUUCUUGGAGUGGCAUGUAUGGCUCUCUACCAUCGCAACAAGAGACACGGGGAGAAACUCCAGGCUCAUUUCCCUGAUAGCCGCAGCCUGAGAGACUGCAGUGUCAAUGCCUCUGGCCUCAUGUCCAAAUCUACUCCCAGGCUUCAAUACAGCCUUCAACUCCAAAAGAACUGCAGUUCUCAUGGAUCGUCUGUUAAGAGCGGCAGCGUGGCAUCAGGCACAUCAACGGUGGCCCCACCUAUUCUCAGCAGAGCACUGUCUAAAGGGAAACGCUUCAGAAGUAGUUCCCUCUCACUUAGUCCUGCCCAACAACGGAGGGAGACCAAUUAUUUCAGGACCCCACCUAUUUCCAGAGGGAAGCAUAAAAUAUCUACAAAUCUCCUCGAUGGAUCCAGAGUGGCUGGACACGUCUACAAACACUUGCAGGAGGAUGAGUCAAAAGAAAUGGAGUCCAUAAGAAGGUGUGAUUCUGCCAGUGGAAGGGUCGGCACCCUCCUCAGCAGGACCUCACUCUCUCACUUUGCAGCCAGAAAAGGAUGGACCGAGGUCCCGUGCACCCGCCUAGAUAAGGGAACAACCUUCCUUCCACCCUCCCUGUGCACCCGCUCUGUGCCCAUCAUCCCCUCACUCCAAGCGAGUGACCUCAAAGCGGGGCAUGCAGACACGAGUGAGUGGAACAAAGGGGGUCUCCUCAAGUGGCACCCUGUGCUGGCUGGAAAGACAGUGGUGCCCAUUAGCGAUUCUCCCUCUCCCCAUUGUGAGAUCGUAGUGCUGGGGCCUGGUGUCAUGCCCAGCAGUGUUAGCCCUCCUGCCACCGCCACUGCUCCACUGGGGUCGGAGAAGAAUCCCAGCUCCACACAAACACCGUGCUCCAUUGAAAUUACAGUGGAACUCGCGCAGGAAUUAAAACAGAAAAGCCUUUCCAGCUCAAUGAAAAUGUCCGGGUCUCACAGCGAGAUUCACCGCGUCGGUACAAACACUCUCGAGACUGGGACUGCGCAAGAGUCACAACGGAAAAGGGUCCAAUAUUCAGCCAGAGUUCUGCACACAGGCAGUGGGACCAGAGGUUCGAAUGCAGUAGGCCAAAGAGAAGCACAGGGACAGUGCCAAGGUCAGACAUCCCUCGUGUAUGGAGGCGCAAACUGCUCCUUGACCACCAAAGGGCCCAGUUGCAGAGGAACUGGAAACGCUUAUGCCAAGCCCUCUGCAAGCUGA
Messenger RNA from Xiphias gladius (swordfish), 2708 nucleotides. RefSeq names its product neuregulin 3b (gene nrg3b). NCBI's taxonomy places the organism in Eukaryota, Metazoa, Chordata, Actinopteri, Istiophoriformes, Xiphiidae. Gene Ontology annotation, molecular function: chemorepellent activity. Bases 363 to 2708 code for a protein of 781 amino acids. Gene Ontology annotation, biological process: intracellular signal transduction; nervous system development; animal organ development. The record is from RefSeq and is a predicted model, not a curated record. The transcript is spliced from 9 exons.